AUGAAUAAGCAACACUCAAGAGCGAAAAGAAUAGAAUACCGAGAAACUCUGUGGCAGGUUAUUUUCAGACGGAAAAAAGAGGAUGACGUAGACGAACCGGAUAAAAAUAAAUUGGCCAGGGUUCUCAAUCUGGUGGACCUGACAGCACUUGGCGUUGGAUCCACUUUGGGAGUGGGCAUUUAUGUGCUUCCAGGAGACGUUGCCAGAAUAGAAGCCGGCCCGUCCGUUGUGCUGUCAUUUGUUUUGGCUGCCGUUGCGUCGGCAGUCGCAGGACUAUGCUACGCAGAAUUCGCAGCGAGAGUGCCAAGAGCCGGGUCUGCCUACGUUUACAGUUACGUCGGCGUGGGCGAAUUCGUCGCGUUCGUGAUCGGAUGGAACCUGAUACUCGAAUACGUCAUCGGUACUGCUAGCGUCGCUAAAGCUUUGAGUAAUUACAUCGACGCGAUAUUGGACUACCCUAUAAAAACCACGAUGACCUAUCUCUUCCCCAUGAAUGUUAGUUUUUUGGCCGACUACCCAGACAUGUUAUCGUUCAGCCUCGUGCUACUAUUAUCGGUUAUAUUGUCAUGGGGAGUCCGCGAAUCUACAAUGAUCAACAACUUGUUUACCGUCGUUAAUUUAUUGACCGUUAUCAUGGUCAUUGUAUCCGGAUUAUUUAAAGUUAAUUUGUACAAUUGGAGUAUACCGAAACAAGACAUCCCGAAAAGCGCGAAAGGCGGCGAAGGCGGUUUCAUGCCUUUCGGGUGGGCCGGAGUGACUGCGGGGGCUGCCAAAUGUUUCUACGGGUUCAUCGGUUUCGACUCCAUAGCUACUACGGGAGAAGAAGCGAAAAAACCAAAACGUGAUAUACCGUUGGCAAUCAUACUGUCGUUGAUCAUCAUAACGACUGCAUAUUGCUGUAUCAGUUCGGUUUUAACUCUGAUGUGGCCGUAUUUUGAUCAGGACAUCGACGCGCCGUUCCCGUACGUCUACGAUCAACUUGGUUGGACGACGUUGAAAAUGAUUGUUUCAUCCGGUGCUAUAUUUGCUAUGCUUGCCAGUCUCUUAGCGAGCAUGUUCUCGAUGCCUAGGAUUCUAAUGACCAUGGCUGAAGACGGUCUCAUAUUCAGUAUGUUCUCGACCAUUCAUCCGAAGCUUAGAACACCAUUGUUUUCCACACUGUUGUCGGGACUUUUCGCCGGUAUUAUCACUGCGCUUUUGAACCUUGAUCAACUGAUGAAUAUGAUGUCGAUCGGCACGUUGUUGGCGUACACGAUCGUGUGCAUUUGCGUGCUGAUGUUGAGGUAUAAAAACGAUUUGGACUGCAACGAACCGGAGACUAGUGGUUUCGUCAAGACGUUAGGAAAGUACUUUAACCUGUCCAACAUCGAUAACACCAACAAAGACACCGAGCGCAUUUCCACGACCAUCAUUGUGUCGUACACUUGCUUGUCCAUUCUAUUUAGCUUCGUAAACGUACAACAAGAGUGCUUUGCAACCAUCUAUCCUUGGUGUGACGAAAAUGACAGUAACGUCACGGACUUUCAACAAGGUUGCGUUAUAAACACCAACAAUGCCACAACUCCCUUCGAAGAGGCGUGCGUCAAUAACAGCAUCGUAACGUACACGAACGUCAUUGUGGCCACCGGACUGUUGCUUCUGAUGCUGUUACUGACCAGACAGCCCCAAUCAAAAAAACAACUUUCGUUCAAAGUCCCGCUGGUUCCACUCAUACCAUGUAUUAGCAUCUUAAUGAACGUUUACUUGAUGACGAAACUUGACCUAAUCACCUGGAUCCGUUUCAGUAUUUGGUUGGCGAUUGGACUAUUCGUGUACGUACUGUACGGAAUGAAAAACAGUGUCGAGGGUCUAAGGCAGAAAGAAAAGUCGAAAAGGAGUCUGCCGAGCUCUGUUGAGCUGGUAGACCAGUUAUAUACCACUUAUUUAUAGUUAAAUAUCCUCUGGCUAGUAGUACCGAUCCAUCAUAAUCCUUCCUAUGAAUGCGGUAUCCUCUCAAUCACAUUCUAGCUGAAGAGCAAUACCGGCCCAGAACUAACUCUUUUUAUAUUAUUUUUUU
Molecule: messenger RNA, 2056 nt
Organism: Myzus persicae (green peach aphid)
Lineage: Eukaryota; Metazoa; Arthropoda; Insecta; Hemiptera; Aphididae
Product: cationic amino acid transporter 2-like
Exons: 12
Coding region: 1-1929 (642 amino acids)
Biological process (GO): amino acid transport; transmembrane transport
Cellular component (GO): plasma membrane
Molecular function (GO): amino acid transmembrane transporter activity
Source: RefSeq, a predicted model, not a curated record